This is a messenger RNA of Acytostelium subglobosum LB1, 2133 nucleotides long. RefSeq lists its product as hypothetical. The annotation marks the transcript as partial. The record is from RefSeq and is a predicted model, not a curated record. The transcript has 3 exons. NCBI's taxonomy places the organism in Eukaryota, Evosea, Eumycetozoa, Acytosteliales, Acytosteliaceae. Gene Ontology annotation, molecular function: guanyl-nucleotide exchange factor activity; protein binding.
AUGAUGGAUGAUGAUAUUAGUGAGAUUUGUGAGGAUUUGUCAAGAUCUCAAUUAGACUUGUUAAAGAAGGAUAAACAACUUGCAGCUACAUCAUCAGCUCCAACAUCAAAGAAGGAUAAAGAUAAAGAGAAAGAGAAGGAGAGGGAGAAAGAGAGAGAGAAGGCAAAAGCAAAAGAGAAGGAGAAAGAGAAGGAGAAAGAGAAAGAGAAGAAGAAGAGAGAUAGUAAAGAUGGGUUUGUAAUAUCAGCUCCAACUGGUUUCAAACAUGUGACUGAUGCACCAGAGGUACCAAGCAAGUCAACAAAGCCUCCAUUAUCAUUGUUACAACAACAUCAACAACAACAACAACAACAAUAUCAACAAUAUGAACAAUAUGAACAACAUGAACAAUUGCAACAAUACUAUGAGGAUGGUAUGCCUCAACUCCAGGAGGUGAGCACUAUCCAUCCACCUGCUGCACAACUGAAGAAACAAGAGAAGGUCUACUUCAAAGUGUCCGAUGAGCUGUUGACAGAGGUGAAGCGUUGGGAGGACACCAAAGCAAGCUAUACCAGGUCAGUGGAAGCAUUGCUUGCCAGGAAGUCACUCAUGUUGCAUCAACUGUUCAAUGAAUACCUUGGUGAGAUCGAACCACUGUUGGCACAGUACAAUAUUGAUGAGAGCCUACGACAGGAGAUCCUACAACGUGAACAUCAACGACUUGAAGAGGCCAAACAGAGGUUGUUUGGUAGCAGGAACGCCUCGAUCGAUGCCCUUGAGUAUCAAAUAUCAUCAAGGAAGAGAGAGAUUGAUGUUGCCAACAAGAUAACAUUGAUACAGGCAGUGGUCAGAGGAUGGUUGGCAAAGAGGAGAUACAAGAAUAUGCGUCUGAAGAUUGAGAGAAGGAACAAGUGUACAAUGGAGAUAUUGGUCACGGAGAGAGCAUAUGUCAGCAGUCUGGAGUUGAUCAUUAGCCAGUUCCUUCAGCCACUGCAGACGACCAAGAAGGACUUGUUGACACCGGCAGAGAUCACGGCAAUCUUUGGCAACUUCACAUCGCUCUAUGGUGUGCACAAGGAGUUGCUGGACACAUUGGAGUCGCGUUGGAAUGAUUGGAGCCAUCAAAAGUCCAUUGCAGAUUGCUUCCUCACUCUCACACCAUACCUCAAGCUCUACACCACCUACAUCAACAACUUCAACAAUGCUCUCAACACAUUGAAUGAGUGCAAGAAGCGUGAUUCCAAGAUCACUCAGUUCUUCUUCAAGGAUUGCAAGUCCAAUCCAUUGAUGCAGAACAAGGACUUCCUUGACUUGCAGAUCCAGCCAGUUCAACGUAUACCAAGAUACAAGUUAUUGUUCACUGAGCUACUCCAGAAUACACCUCCCGAUCAUCAGGACUACGAACUGAUCAGCCAAGCACUCAAGGCAAUCCAGAGUGUUGCAUCGUCAAUCAAUGAGAGCAAGAGAAAUGCCGAAGGACUCGAGAAGAUGAUCCAGAUUCAAGGCUCACUCACAACAAACCUUGAACUGGUCCAGCCUCACAGACGACACAUCAAGGAUGGCGUGAUGUUGUUUGAGAAGAGAGGCAAGCUGACAGAGAGACACUUGUUCCUAUUCAAUGACUCAUUGCUCGUGUGUAAGAGAGUGUCGACCUUCUUUGACAACUCCCCUAGAUACAGUGUGAUGACUCAGUUGAACCUCAAGAACACUAUCAUUCUGCCCGCAGAGGACCAAGAGAUCAAGCACGGAUUUGCAGUGCUUGGCAACGAACACCUGUACUUCUAUGCUAGAGGAGCGGUGGAGCAACACGAGUGGCUCCAGGUACUGUCACAUGUCGUCAAGGAGUGGGACACAAGCCAGUCCACGCUGAAGAAGGAGGAGGAGGACUCAAGUAUAAGUGCUCUAUUGAACAGAAUCAUCAACUUGAAGAGCAGAUCCGUUGAGUUGAUGAAGGAGGAAGGUCUGUCUAAGAAUCUUCAAGAGGUGAUCAUCCAAGGCAAGGACAACAUUGGUGCCUUCAACGAUUGGGUAAGGACACACACUUCUCCCAAUGACCCAUCAUCACAGCAGCCAAAGUAUCUUGUCAUCAAUCUGAUGAAAUGGUACAACAAUUUACAUACCAUUUGGAAGACCAUUCUGGAGUAUGAAAAGAAA